GGCCUCGUGCCAACUUUUUUUUUCUCUCACGCAACCCACCCACAAACCAUCUGAUUCGGCAAAACAAUUCGUCCAGGCAUUUCUUCCUUGGUUUCUCGUGAUUCGCGCAACAACAACUUUGCAGAGUCUUGCCUAUUUUCUCGCAGCGCACGCGAGCUUCUCUCAACCUUUUGUUUUAAACACUCAUCCGGACUCGCGCCUCGUUUCUAUCGAUCGCGAUCAUGGCGUCUACUGAGGUUUCCGCUACCCGGCUUUACUUGGGUAACCUGCCAAAGGGCGCAACCAAGGCCGAUGUGGAAGCCCACUUCGCAACCCAUGGCACUGGUGAAAUCACCGAGGUCAAGCUGAUGAAUGGAUUCGGCUUCAUCGAAUACAAGGAUCCCAUGGAUGCGCGCGAUGUCGUUCCUGCUUUCCAUGGAUCUGAUUUCAUGGGCGAACGCUUGACCGUACAAUUCGCUCGAGGUUCUCGCCACCGCGAAGGCUUCGGUGGUCAUGAGCGCAGUGCUCCCCGACCCCGUCGCACUCCCCAUCGCAUGCAGAUUACUGGACUUCCCAAUGAUACCAGCUGGCAGGACCUGAAAGACUUUGCUCGACAGUCCAGCUUGGAUGUCGUAUACUCGGAAACGGGCCGUGACGGCAAUGGCCGAGGCUUUGUCGAGUUUGAGACCGCAGCCGACCUGAAGACUGCCGUAGAGAAGCUUGACGGCCGCGAGUUCAAGGGACAACGAGUCAACUGUAUCGCUGACACCCAACCGGAUUUCCCUGUCCGCGAGCGUGGCGCCCGUUCUCGUUCCCCUAUGGGUCGUCGACCUUACGGCCCGCCUGGUGAGGGUUAUGAUCGCCGUGGUCCGCCUCGCGGGUACGGCAGCCCGCGCGCGUACCGCGAUGAUUACCGCGACCGGAGCCCCGCUCGUCGCGACUACUACGACGAUCGCCGUUACAGAUCCCCGCCGCGCCGCGGACCUGUUGACGAUUACCCAGCUCCACGUGGGCGCUACGAAGAUCCGUAUCGUCGCGACUACGGACCCCCGCCGGAUCCGUAUGUCAACGGUCGGCCUUACGACCGGCCUCCAAGGGAUUUUCCCCCGCGUGAGGGUGGCUAUGGGCCUCGCGAGGGCGGGGGCUAUCCCCGGGAGGAAUACCGCCGAGGUGGCGGUUACUGGUAAAUUUCUUAAUUAAUUCAACUUUAUUUGAGCGACCCCCCUUACGUUAUUUAGAUACCGCGCCGUUUCUCCACGUAUGGCGGGACAGCUGUACCGUGGCAAUGACCUGUUUGUAGGGAGCUUGAGAAAUACUUGGUAGUAGGUAGCGAGGAAAAUAAGGGAAUAAAAGUACUUUUAGGGGUAGGCUAUGCGUGAAGUGCAAUGAAAUUUUUGACGGGGCCGGCUUCAACGUUUUUGAUGAGGGUGGCAGGAAUAGGAUUUAAAGGGUUUCUGACCGGCUUGGUUGAGCCAUGCUCAGGUUGGCUUCAGGUUAAUUGUGUGUAUGAUCAAGCAAGACAGUCGCAACGCAGUUGCUUUUACGAAUGAAAUGGUUUUGUACGUAACGGAGGAGCUGUCGAAGCUAUCCAACAGAUCCGUCUAACGUACAUACCUAGAUACCUACCUAGGUACAUAUGCAGACUAAGAGUUACCUACAUGAGAGCUAUCUACAUGGAGGUAUCGUGCUAGGAUCUGAUCGGCUAGAUCUACUACUUGGGCCAAGCUAGCCCAGGUCCUUGCAGUAGCGGCAAUCC
Messenger RNA from Daldinia vernicosa, 1735 nucleotides. RefSeq lists its product as uncharacterized. Gene Ontology annotation, molecular function: mRNA binding. Lineage: Eukaryota; Fungi; Ascomycota; Sordariomycetes; Xylariales; Hypoxylaceae. The transcript is spliced from 7 exons. Gene Ontology annotation, cellular component: nucleus; ribonucleoprotein complex; cytoplasm. The coding region runs from base 222 to 1166 and encodes 314 amino acids. The record is from RefSeq and is a predicted model, not a curated record.